AUGUCGAUUCUUGAUACCACCAAAGACCUUUCGGCACUCUUCUCCCAGCAGGUCCAUGCCACCCCCAAUGCCCCCGCACUAGAAGACGAUAGCUCUACCUACACCUAUUCCGAGCUUGACAAAGAGGUCGAUGCUCUAGCUCAGCGUCUCCGAAGUCACGGCGUUGGAAGAGAUAGCCUGGUCGGCGUUCUUCUUCCUCGCAGCGCCCACUAUGUGAUCGCCUGCCUGGCUGCCCUCCGCGCUGGAGGUGCUUUCCUCGUCCUCGAACUCGCAUAUCCUCCCGAUCUCCUGGCAGAUGUUCUUGAUGAUUCUAGACCGGUGGUCGUCGUUACUCACCGCGCGGAGACCGGGAAAAUCAAGGCCGAUGUGCCUCUGAUCGUUCUUGACGAGCCCGCAACCGAUGCCAACGGACACAUCAAAGCGCCAUCCACUCCUCUGCCGGCCGAGGAUGAUCUUGAUCGACUAGCCUUUGUCUCAUAUUCAUCAGGAACAACAGGCAAACCCAAGGGGAUUGCCAAUCCGCAUCGUGCACCGGUCCUCUCCUAUGAUCUUCGCUUUGGCAUCCAGGAUCUCCAGCCAGGUGACCGAGUCGCAUGUAAUGUCUUUUUUAUCUGGGAGAUCCUGCGCCCCUUGUUGCGGGGAGCUACAGUCGUGGCGGUCCCUGACGACGUCAGCUAUGAUCCUGCAGCGCUGGUCGAUCUGCUGGCGGCAAAACACAUCACCGAAACCCUGAUGACGCCGACAUUGCUCGCGACCGUGCUCGCGCGCCAUUCAGACCUUGGCGCGCGGCUGCCCGAUUUACGCACUCUGUGGCUGAACGGCGAGGUCGUCACCACCGAUCUUGCCAGACGGGCUAUCAAGGCUUUGCCCCGGGCCAGAUUGCUUAACUGCUACAGCGCAUGCGAAACGCACGAGAUUGCGUGUGGGGAUAUGCGAGAGAUGCUAGAAGAUGAUGCGCCAUAUUGCCCGGUUGGUCCGCCUCUGGAUCCGGAGCAUACUUAUAUCUUGGAUGAGGAAGGCAGUCCUGUCCCUCAGGGGACGAGCGGUGAGCUGUUCGUGGGAGGGCCACUUCUUGCGCGGGGUUAUCUCAAUCUGCCAGAUACCACUGCCGCGGCCUUCACGGCGGACCCGUUCGAUAAGACACCCGCGGCCCGCAUGUAUCGCACUGGAGAUCGGGCUAGAAUCCUUCCGUCGGGCCUCCUGGAAAUCACCGGCCGUGUAGGUGCGAUGAUCAAGCUGCGUGGGUAUUCCGUGGUGCCAGGCAAGGUCGAGAACGAUAUUGUCAAACAUUUGGCAGUGCGGCACUGUGCUGUCAUUGCCCACGGAGAAGGCCUGGACCGCCAACUCGUAGCGUACUUCGUGCAGGAUAAGGAGGCCGAUCGCCCUGCGGUCGAGGUCAAUCAGUCUGGCCACAGCCCUGCAGCGCGCCGCAUCCUGUCCCCUGUUCUGGCUCAUUACAUGAUCCCCGCCCUGUGGGUGGAGAUGGAUGAGUUGCCCACACACGAAGUUUCCGGCAAGGUAGAUUUGAAACGGCUGCCUGCUCCGCCUGCCCCUACUCCGGUCAACGGCAAGGGGGCCAAGGUGAAGGACUCAAUCGCCAUCGAUGAAGUCGCAGCUAUUUGGGCAGUGACGCUCAAGACCGCGAAGGCCUUGCUCAAACCCAGCGACAAUUUCUUCGACCUCGGAGGACAUUCUCUAUCGCUGGCUGAGCUUGCGUCCAGAUUCUCGAGGACAUUUGGCUUCCGCGUGCCCAUCGCUCGCCUAGCCGAGAACUCUACGCUGGCUGGUCAUUUGGAUACGGUUCGUGCCAUUCGCGACGGACACACCGCGGCAGUCCAGGCCGACCUGCCAGCCGUGUUGCGCGCGGAUGCGACCUUGGACGACGACAUCCGACCGUCUUCAGAUGUCAAGAUCCGUUCGAUUACCGAUGCGCAGACCGUGCUUUUGACCGGUGUGACCGGUUUCCUCGGUGCUUUCCUUCUGCAUGAUUUGCUCGAAAGUACAUCAGCCCAUAUCAUAUGCCUAGUACGAUUCAACGAACCCGCAGAUGAUGAUCAACCCGGCGGUGUUGCCCGUAUCCGUCGCAACCUGCUCGAUCUGGGUCUGUGGCGGGACUCGAUCAUGGAACGAGUGGAGAUCCUUCCUGGUAACCUGUCCCGGUCGCGAUUCGGACUCUCCUCCGAGAUGUUCGUUGAGCUUGCGGAUCGAGUCGAUGUGAUUGUUCAUGCCGCCGCUACCGUCAACUUGGUGUACCCUUAUGCUGCGCUGCGUGGUCCCAAUGUCGGUGGAACCCGAGAGAUUUUGCGAUUGGCGUCGAAGGGUGGUGCCACUGUCCAGUACGUUUCCACCAAUGGUGUGCUGCCCCCGUCCGGUGAGAAUGGGUGGCCUGAAGACGCCAUGUUGCCCGUGGAUGACGUUCCGACAAAGCUGCUGGAUGGCUACGGUCAGACCAAAUGGGUGGCUGAGCAGUUGGUUCUGGAAGCGGGCCGUCGCGGGUUGCCUGUCAAAGUGCAUCGUCUCGGUACCGUCAGUGGCCACAGCGUCACUGGCUCCGCUAAUGCCUGGGAUUUGUUAUCCGCUUUGAUUGUCGAAUCGGUCAAGCUCGGUUAUGCGCCAGAUGUGGACGGCUGGCGUGCCGAGAUGACGCCGGUAGACUUUGUGAGCAAGGCGAUUGUGCACUUGUCCGCACAGACGCAGGCUGAUCAGACCGUGUUUCAUCUUGGUGAUCCCGAUCCAGUUGACAUCCGGCGGGUUUUCGAGGCGCUGUCGGAGCUAGGGUACCCUACCGAGCGACUUGGCUGGGAUGAAUGGGUGGCUCUGUGGACUCAGAAACGAGGGUCGGUCAAAGGCGGCGAUGGUGCUUUCACAGUAGACAUCCUGCGCAGUGGUAUGCCUACGGUCGAAUUCUUGCGAGGCAUCGUUGUGCUCGACAACGCGGCCACCAAGCCUUUCCGGGAAGCCGUGGAACGGCCCAAAGUCGACCGGGCGCUGCUGGAGACGUACACACGUCACUGGUUCGCUCGUGGAUGGCUACCUCGGCCUCCGGCCCGGCUGAACCAGGCCAACGGGUCUGUCAAGGCAAAGGGACCCUUGAGCGGUCGCGUGGCAGUGAUCACUGGUGCCUCGUCUGGUAUCGGUGCUGCUGUAGCCACUGCUCUGGUCCGGGAAGGAUGCCACGUAGCGCUGGCUGCUCGUCGUAUGGAUGCGUUAGAGUCGCUGAAGAAGAAGCUGACCGGCCAGGGUAGCAAGAUUCUCAUCCAGCGGACGGACGUGACCGACCGGUCGCAGGUAGAAGCCCUGGUCCAAGCGGCUGCCAACGAACUUGGGCCCGUGGAUAUCCUGGUCUCCUGCGCGGGAGUGAUGUACUACACUAUGAUGGCGAACGUCAGGACGGAUGAGUGGGAGCGUACGGUGGAUGUCAACUGCAAGGGACUGCUACACUGCCUGUCGUCGACAGUGCCGGGCAUGCUGGCGCGCGGGAGUGGUCAUAUUGUGGCUAUCUCGUCGGAUGCGGGACGCAAGGUGUUCCCGGGCCUGGGCGUGUACUCGGCCAGCAAGUUCUUCGUGGAAGCGACCCUGCAGUCGCUACGAUUGGAGACUGCGGGGAUGGGCUUGCGUGUGACGGCCAUCCAGCCGGGCAACACCGCGACCGAACUUCUGGGUAUGUCGACGGACGCCGAGGCGAUUAAGAAGUACGGAGAGGCGUCUGGCGCGCAGAUUCUGGACCCGGAGGAUGUAGCCAACUCGAUUGUGUAUGCACUGCGACAGCCAGCGCAUGUGGCGGUGAAUGAGGUGCUGAUUGAACCGCGGGACGAGCCUAUCUGA
Molecule: messenger RNA, 3825 nt
Organism: Aspergillus clavatus NRRL 1
Lineage: Eukaryota; Fungi; Ascomycota; Eurotiomycetes; Eurotiales; Aspergillaceae
Product: non-ribosomal peptide synthetase
Exons: 1
Coding region: 1-3825 (1274 amino acids)
Molecular function (GO): phosphopantetheine binding
Source: RefSeq, a predicted model, not a curated record